Molecule: messenger RNA, 1352 nt
Organism: Helicoverpa armigera (cotton bollworm)
Lineage: Eukaryota; Metazoa; Arthropoda; Insecta; Lepidoptera; Noctuidae
Product: trans-1,2-dihydrobenzene-1,2-diol dehydrogenase
Exons: 6
Coding region: 145-1164 (339 amino acids)
Molecular function (GO): nucleotide binding
Source: RefSeq, a predicted model, not a curated record
UAAUUAUUUAUUGAUUAGUAAGUCAAGAUAGUGUUUAUUUUCAUUAUCGUGGCCUAUCACCUUUCGGAACCACAGCAUAUUUCACUGUUCAGAUAUAAGUUAGUUAUUGUGAAGUGUUUACGUGUUUCUCAUAAGAUUGCUAAGAUGACACUCCGGUGGGGAAUUGUGACGGCUGGGAGGAUCAGCCAUGACUUCGUGAACGCUUUCAACUCGUAUCCGAAUAAGGAAGACCAGGAGAUAGUUGCAGUGGCAGCCAGGAAUAAAAGCAGAGCUGCGGAUUUCGCUAAAACGCAUGGCAUACCCAAAGUGUUUGACUCUUAUGAGGCAAUGGCUAAGAGUAAUGAUAUUGAUGUCGCCUACAUCGGUUCAUUGAAUUCGGAGCACUAUGAACUUUCAAUACUGUUUCUUGAAAACGGCAAACACGUGUUGUGCGAAAAACCAUUUUGUCUAAAUGCUAAGCAAACCCGCAGUGUUAUUAGCCUAGCCAAGAAGAAGAAACUGUUUGUUAUGGAAGCUGUCUGGACUAGGUUCUCUCCAGCAUACAUUGAUUUGGAGAAAGACAUACAGAAUGGAAAACUUGGUGACAUCAAGUUUAUUGAGGCUGACUUUGGAAUCGUUAGUCCGGAUGACAGAAGCACACAUAUAAAAGAAUUCGGUGGAGGUGCUAUACUCGAUGUAGGAGUAUAUGUGUUGCAGCUACCACAAUUUGUAUGGAAGCAAGAUCCUAAGAGGAUAACGACAGUCGGCAGUCUGUACGACUCUGGCGUGGACUUGGCGGAAACUAUUAUCCUGGAAUAUGAAGGUGGUAAGCGGGCUGUGCUUAACAUUCACACGCAGCAAGAGUUCUGGAAUAAGGCCACUAUUUACGGAACUAAGGGACGGGUUACGUUGGAGCAGCCGUUCCACUUCCCCCACAUAGUGAUAGACGUGGAUGGCACCACUAAGGAGUAUCCACUACAUUCGUCGAAGCUCCCAUACAACUUCACGAAUAGCCCCGGUUUGGUCUACCAGGCAUUGGAAGUGGCGAGAUGUAUUAGAGCAGGGCUCAUUGAAUCACCUCGCAUGACCCACGAUGAGAGUAUGGGUUUGGCUUUACUUGAAGAUAUUAUUCGGAGACAACUGGGUGUGCACUUUGACGCUGAUGAUAAAGAAUAUCCUUGGUGAUUCUACCCUACAUAUGCAGAAACAGUGGAAGUCUAUUAAAAAUUAAAAUUACUAUACUCAAAUUGCAACCGCAGUAGUUUUACAAUUCGAAUGAUACGCAUUUAUAGUAAAAUCUAUUUACGCACUAAAAUAGUAAUAUUCAUGAAGUCAUUAUGGAGCUCAAUAAUAUAUUAUUGUACAUUUACGUA